GUAUAUUACCAACAUUGUGCCUGCUUUAUGUGGUUUUAAACGAAUGACGUACUGCAUUUAUGACACUGCAGUCAAAGCACUUUCUGUGAAUAAUAUCUCAAACACAAAAAUCAUCCCCCGCCAUGUCACACCACAGAGCCAAACAGAAAAUAACCAGUCCGACCAGUUUUUAGUGAAACUUAAUCCAAAUAAAGUGACGCCUCAUUGGUUGAGACUGAGUUGAAAAAGAACGCCUAUACCUCCAACUCCUUAUCUUCUAUCAGUCUGAGGACACCGUGGGAAGAAGGGUUGAAACUCAAGUUUGGGUGAAAAAGAUGAUGGAGGAGGAAAAACCAUGGGCACUGGUCGAAGAGGUUGAAGGUGAUUUCUGUUACCCAGAAGAGAUUGCAGACGCACUGAAACAACACUUCCAAAUCAUCACCCUAAGUGAGCUUCUACAAAACCCAGGGCUCAAUGGUCGAAAAAUCCAAGUCCUGGUCAUAUGGAAGUUCUUCCCUGCAGCUGAGCCAAAAUUGCUCAAAAUGCUUCCCUCGCUCAAAAUAGUGGUCUGCACAGGAACAGGCACUGACCAUUUGGAUAUACCAUUCAUCAGCAGUCUUGGGGUGAAAAUUGCCAACACGGCAAUUGUGGUCAGUGAUGCCACAGCAGAUCUUGCCAUGGCUCUGCUUCUGGCCUCAGCUCGCAAGAUCCUCGAGAGCCAACAAAUAGCUGUGGACCCAAAAACUGUCCAAAUACCUCUGGACCUGUUGGGAGUGGAAGUCACAGGGUCGACCAUAGGGAUUAUAGGAAUGGGAGAUAUCGGUUACAGAAUUGCCCAAAGAUGUUCUGGAUUUCAAAUGAAGAUAUUGUAUCACAACAGGAGAAAAAGGAGUGAAGACGAUGAACGGGCAGUGAAAGCAAGUUUCUGUGAGAGCCUGAAUGAACUGCUGAGGAGGUCAGAUUUUGUUGUAAUAGCUGUCAAGCUGACAUCACAAACUAAAGGCCUCUUUGGCCACAGAGAGCUGUCCCUCAUGAAACCCACGGCAACUCUCAUCAACAUCAGCCGAGGUCAAGUUGUGGACCAAGAUGCUUUAGUCAAAGCUCUUCAGUCAGGAGCUAUUCGUGCAGCGGCAUUAGAUGUGACUCAUCCUGAACCUUUACCAAGAGAUCAUCCACUCCUGAGCCUGCCUAAUGUCCUGAUCACCCCUCACAUUGGAAUAAACACAAACUGCACAGCACGGCGAAUUGUGGAGAAGAUGGCAGAAAAUGCCCUGGCUGCAAUCAGAGGUUUACCUAUUCCGAAUGAAGUCAAAUCACAAUAAAGGCCAAUUCAAUAUUUGUCCAUGUCUGCCAGCAAAUCUGUGCCACACAGAAUAAAUUAACAGCAAAACUUUCUUCAGACAUGAAACGUGGAUAAAGUAACUCGUAAGUUGCUUAUAGCUGUAGAGACACUGACCUGGAUGACUGAGAACCUCUGCAGACACCAAUGAAUCCAAGAACA
Molecule: messenger RNA, 1480 nt
Organism: Solea solea (common sole)
Lineage: Eukaryota; Metazoa; Chordata; Actinopteri; Pleuronectiformes; Soleidae
Product: probable 2-ketogluconate reductase
Exons: 6
Coding region: 315-1301 (328 amino acids)
Cellular component (GO): cytosol
Molecular function (GO): NAD binding; hydroxypyruvate reductase [NAD(P)H] activity; glyoxylate reductase (NADPH) activity
Source: RefSeq, a predicted model, not a curated record